Molecule: messenger RNA, 1182 nt
Organism: Penicillium macrosclerotiorum
Lineage: Eukaryota; Fungi; Ascomycota; Eurotiomycetes; Eurotiales; Aspergillaceae
Exons: 1
Coding region: 1-1182 (393 amino acids)
Source: RefSeq, a predicted model, not a curated record
AUGUUGGGGGGCUAUUUGAGCUGGAUUUCCCUUCUUUUUGAGCCGCUUGCAGACUGGUAUAUCAAGCCCAUCCAGCCUCAAGCGCGAUUGCGACCAGAAAACCAGCCUUGGGACUCCAUAAUCACCGGGGUUUACGGCCACCCACCGUUGCUCAAGAUCCACGAUCGCAAAGGGACGGUAAAAUGGAAAUUUGAGCGAAGCGAUGUGCAACAAGAAUUGCCGGCGCGUAUUCGAGGCUGUCUCUAUAGCUCCGCCAACGAUGCUACAGACCUUAAAUGGAUGAAUGGACAGCGUGUUGCUGCUAUAUACAGUGAUCUUGCGUUGAUAAUAAAUCACACACCGGAUGAUCCGAUGAUGGACAAAAAAAUCACCUUCGCAGUGUGUACAGACGAUGAAUUUCUCUGGAAUGCUCAUAGUGUCGAACCUUUGCCCGGAGAUCGCAUAGCGGUAUCAACCACCGGCCAGCGACCGUGGGACGGCAUCUUGGUUUAUAACUCCAGCAUGGAGAACCCACUGGUGGAUGAGCCCAUUAUACUGCAGAACGUCACAGGUCUCCGAGCCAUUCACGGCAUGAUAUGGGAUGAGCAGGCCCAGAUGCUGUGGGCGACUGGCACAGACGCAGCUGCUGAUGGUUCCGAUCCUAUUCCUGCCUACGGAGUCAUUCAGGGCUACCCUUUCGAUGCAGAGACAGGGGAACUUCGCAAGGAUGACAAAUUUAUUUACCGUCUCCCAAACGCUCACCACAUUGAUUCGGAAUGGGGUCCAGGGUACUCAUGGUGGGCUGGUCCCCACGAUCUUGUGCCAGUUCCAAACCAUCGCAAGUUUCUGAUCUCGGAAGAUAGUGGCCUCCACGCAUUCGAUAUCGAAAAAGGAGAGUUCACGGCCGAAUACGAGGAGAUCAUAGACAAGUAUAUGAGAGGUUUUGAGGUCACGACGGGAGAUCGCCACGGUAUCAACCGUGACGGUGUAUACGAGGAACUGCCGGAGUCGGACCUGAAAAGCUUCAGUCUUGCGCCCGAUGGAUCUUUCAUUUAUGUACAGUCUUUAUGGCGCAAAUUUCGUGGCUUCCAUACCAGUCUGGUAGACCGAUUUGGGAAGCGACAUCGAAUAAAUAUUGGAGAUGAAAUCUACCGAUCACGAUUCUUUGGAGAUAUCGACGGUUGGCCCAAACCAAAAUCAUAA